GGGGCGGGGCCGGCCCGCGCGGGAAGUGCUUGAGGGCCGGCUGGCGGGCCUCAGCCGCCGCGCGUUAUGGCCCUGUCCGUGCCCGGCUACUCUCCCAGUUUCAAAAAGCCGCCCGAGAUAUUGCGGCUCCGACGGAAAAGAGCCCGGAACCGCGGGGCCGCAGUCUCCCCGCUUCAUGAGCUGCCCCAGCCGGCCCUUCGCCGCGGCUCCCUGACGGCUGGGCUGCUUCUCCGCCGCUUCCCGGCCGCAAUGGGCAGAGGCGGCGACUCCCGCGGUCCCGCCGCGGCCCGAAGGAAUCCGUUCGCUCGCCUAGACAAUCGGCCGCGGGUCGCCGCGGAGCCUCCCGACGAGCCUCCUGGCGGCCAGCAGGAGGCGCCGGACCCGUUUUUAGAGUCUAAUCAAGAAAAUGAUUUUCUAUGGGAAGAGAUGUUUCCUGAAAGAACAACUGUUACUGAAAUACCCAAGAUUUCCCAUAUAUCAUUCUCCAAAUCUGAUAUUCCAUCCUCAGAAAGUACUGAGUUACCUGUGGACUGGAGUAUUAAAACUCGACUCCUUUUCACCUCUUCUCAACCCUUUACCUGGGCAGAGCAUGUGAAAGCACAGGAAGAGGCUCAAGGGCUUGUCCAGCAUUGUAGGGCAACAGAAGUUACUUUGCCUCGAAGUAUACAGGAUCCCAGACUCUCCACUGAGCUCCGUUGUGCCUUCCAACAGAGCCUUAUCUACUGGCUCCACCCUGCCUUGCCUUGGCUUCCACUGUUCCCUCGUAUUGGAGCUGAUAGGAAAAUGGCUGGAAAGACAAGCCCUUGGUCAAAUGAUGAAACACUGCAACACAUUUUAAUGAGUGACUGGUCUGUGAGCUUUACUUCUCUGUAUAAUCUACUGAAGACAAAACUUUGCCCCUAUUUCUACGUUUGUACCUAUCAGUUUACUGUCUUGUUCCGAGCAGCAGGAUUAGCAGGAAGUGAUGUGAUCACAGCUCUUGUAUCUCCUACAACUCGAGGUUUAAGAGAAGCUAUGAAAAAUGAAGGUAUUGAAUUUUCUCUGCCUUUAGUAAAAGAAAAUGGCUGUAAGAAGAGAGCAUCUGGAGCAAGCUUGGGAUAUGGAGAGGAGCAAGUAAUCAGUGAUGAGGAUGAAGAGGAAAGUUUUUCCUGGCUGGAAGAAAUGGGUGUGCAAGAUAAAAUUAAAAAACCAGACAUACUCUCUAUCAAGCUACGUAAAGAGAAACAUGAAGUACAAAUGGAUCACAGACCUGAGUCUGUUGUGUUGGUGAAAGGAAUCAACGCUUUUACAUUGCUCAAUUUUUUGAUCAACUGUAAGAGUUUAGUUGCUACCUCAGGUCCACAGGCAGGACUACCACCAACCCUCUUAGCCCCUACAGCUUUCCGAGGUGCCACAAUGCAAAUGCUUAAGGCACGAAGUGUAAACGUGAAGACACAAGCUCUUUCUGGAUAUAAAGAUCAGUUUAGUUUGGAGAUUACAGGUCCUGUCAUGCCUCAUUGUCUGCAUUCUGUGACCAUGCUCCUCAAAUCUUCACAGAGCGGAUCUUUCCAUGUAGGACUGUAUCCCCACGAGCCAACUGCUGUAUUUAAUAUCUGCCUGCCAGUAGACAAAGUACUGCAUAAGGAGGUUGUUCAUAAGGAGCUUGCUAACUGUGGUUUACACCCUAAGACUCUGGAGCAACUUAGUCAAAUACCAUCACUGGGGAAAUCAUCUUUACGGAAUGUGGAAAUGAGAGACUACGUUUAUAAUUGGAGAUCCUGAACACCAAAGUAAGCCUAAAAGGAAUCUUUGAGGAAAAAAGCCUUCUAGCAAGGAAAUUCAAGAUUCUUGAAGUUAAAGAAAGGAAUAUACUUAAAAAUAUGAAAUGUUUAUAAACAUUAACUUUUUAUUACAUGCACUGAGCAGUAGCAUUAAGGUUUUAAAUCAUUUUCUGCUUUUACUAUUUUCAGAUAAGAUUUUCAGAUGUGACAAUAACCCAAACUUUUUUUCCAAAAAAAAAAAACCUCAAAUAACUUGAAUGAGAAGUCUGCAUCCCUACAACCUAAUUGUAAACUGAGUAGAAAACUGGAUUAAUGUGUUACCUUGCAAAUGGGAAAUUGAGACUAAACCUGUAGCAAUUAUCUCAUGGCAUUGUGACAAAUAGCAUCAGGGCAAAAUUAUGUUACUUUAAUAUUUACCUAAUACUACUAGCAGGUUCUUGUUUAUAAAGAUAGAAAAUAAAUACAAACACUAUC
This is a messenger RNA of Propithecus coquereli (Coquerel's sifaka), 2234 nucleotides long. RefSeq names its product downstream neighbor of SON (gene DONSON). The record is from RefSeq and is a predicted model, not a curated record. The transcript is spliced from 10 exons. Gene Ontology annotation, biological process: nuclear DNA replication. Bases 67 to 1761 code for a protein of 564 amino acids. Lineage: Eukaryota; Metazoa; Chordata; Mammalia; Primates; Indriidae. Gene Ontology annotation, cellular component: nucleus.